This is a messenger RNA of Xiphophorus hellerii (green swordtail), 1991 nucleotides long. It is a transcript of the gene tlcd2, whose product is annotated as TLC domain containing 2. The record is from RefSeq and is a predicted model, not a curated record. Bases 462 to 1187 code for a protein of 241 amino acids. Gene Ontology annotation, cellular component: plasma membrane. Gene Ontology annotation, biological process: regulation of membrane lipid distribution; phospholipid homeostasis; plasma membrane organization. NCBI's taxonomy places the organism in Eukaryota, Metazoa, Chordata, Actinopteri, Cyprinodontiformes, Poeciliidae. The transcript is spliced from 4 exons.
GGGCGUGGCCGCCGCUUGGUUUCUGUUGAUGUCAAAAAGUUACACAAGCUGAAGGGGGGAGAGUUGUUACAAAAGGGCGGUUUCACAACUGUCAACACGGCUUCACACCUACAUUCACCGGUUCUACCUGCGAGCAGGGAGCGCUUCUUCAGAGGAACACCAGCUGAUGGUGCCAUCAGCGGGGGAUCAUUUUAUCUCACCCACUCCUCCACGUUUUCUCUUUUCACGACAACCGUGGGAUUUCUGCAACCCCCCGCCUUAUAUUCCCAGAGACCAGUGAAUGGUGGGCAACAAGCGGCAUGUGAACGUGAUCUCCUCGGCUCCGGGUCUCCAAGAUAUCUCUCUGUGUCGUCAGUCUGCUUGCCCGUGGAUCUGUGUUUGGCUCACGCCGCCCUCACCUACCGUGGACUGUCGUGGCCUGUUGAAUCAUCACCCACGCAACAUCUACCAGCAUCUCAGCCAUGGAGCUCAGCUCUGUGAUUUUAACCACCGGGAGCUCGGUGGCCCUGUUCAAGCUGGUGAACGCGGGGAUCGGCAGGCUUCACAUCCCGGAGUCAGCCAGCAGGAAUGUGUGGAAAUGGAGAAAUAUCUCCACCUCGUUCGUGCACAGCUUCAUCACGGCGAUCUGGGCUGUGCUUUGCUUUUUCCGACAUCCACAGAUGGCUGAGGAUCUGAUAGAAACUUACUCUGUGUUUUCACAUGCUUUGGUGUCCCUUUCUAUCGGUUACUUCAUCUAUGACUUCCUUGACAUGGUGUGCAACCAGAAGCUGAUUCAGUCCUGGGAGCUUCUCUUCCACCACAUCGUGGUCAUCACCUGCUUCGGCCUCUCCGUGGUGUCGUGUCGCUACGUGGGAUUCGCAGUGGUGGCCUUGCUGGUGGAGAUCAACUCGGUGUUCCUCCACCUCCGGCAGAUCCUGCGCAUGGCCAGCAUGGCGGCGAGCACGCUCUACCGCGUCAACAGCAUCAUCAACCUGGGCACGUACGUGGUUUUCCGCAUCAACACGCUGGCUUGGAUGACCCGCUGGCUGGUGCUCAACAGGGACAAGAUUCCCCUGCUGGCCUACACGCUGGGCAGCGUGGGCAUGGCCAUCAUGACCGUCAUGAACAUCAUCCUCUUCUGCCGGCUGCUCAGGAGCGACUUUUUAAAGAGCAGCACCCGGGAGGCCAAGAAGGAGAAGGAGAUGUAGAACUGUGCUCUGUUAGGACCUGGUGGCUUGGAUCCAGCACCGUUUAAGAGACGGAGAUCUGGGCUGUAAAUGUAACCGGACCUCCUCUGACCUCGCUGGAGGAAACUUCUUCCCCUCAGCUGCAGGUUUGGCAUUAGAGCUUGUAUGCUUCACCUCAUGAAGAACAUAAGUCCUGUUAACGUGUUACCAAAUGCCUUAACAUCCCAACCAGAGUUUCAUCUUAAAAUGUAGCUGGGGAUGAACGCCACCUUUUAAACAGAUGCUCACACAGCCACUGGGCGCAGAAAAUGUAAAAUAUCUUUAGUAACAUCAUAAAUAUAUCACUUAAUUCAUCUAGUUUAUGCUUUAUACACAUUAUGCUGUUUAUUUUUUUUUCUUUGUUGCUUUUACCCACUGAGUAGAUAAAUCAGUGGCGCCCUCUUAUGGUUUGACUUUGGCACUGCAGAGGUGAAUGUGUUUUCCACCAAAUGUCCUCAACUAAAAUCCGCCUGCUACCUCAGAACUGGUCCCUAGCUCCCGCUUUGCUGACAGUGUUGAUCACUUUGCUGAAAAUCUACAAAUGACUUGAAUCAAAAAUGUACGUACAGCGCCCGCUCUCCACAGGUAAUUUCAAGCCUUUUAAAAACGUGUAAAGGCCUUAAAAUAAUUUCCUCUCGUCUUUGCUGCGUUUCUCUAAUGAUGGGCUUUGUUUGGUUCUUGUUGUUUCUCACUCUCAGAUGUUUUAAGCUUUAUUUUUACUCUGACUCUGGAUAUGGGCAGGUUUAGUUGAACACUGAUUUUUGUGUAAUCAUUUUCCGACUUGAA